This is a messenger RNA of Cyprinodon variegatus (sheepshead minnow), 2885 nucleotides long. RefSeq names its product cytochrome P450 1A1-like. Bases 149 to 1756 code for a protein of 535 amino acids. Gene Ontology annotation, molecular function: iron ion binding; steroid 17-alpha-monooxygenase activity; oxidoreductase activity, acting on paired donors, with incorporation or reduction of molecular oxygen, reduced flavin or flavoprotein as one donor, and incorporation of one atom of oxygen. The record is from RefSeq and is a predicted model, not a curated record. The transcript has 8 exons. Lineage: Eukaryota; Metazoa; Chordata; Actinopteri; Cyprinodontiformes; Cyprinodontidae. Gene Ontology annotation, biological process: progesterone metabolic process; hormone biosynthetic process.
CUCUCCAAAGGAGGAGUUCUCCGUUUCCCCAGUGAGACCCUCCUCUACUGUACAUUAAACCACAAACUUCUGCUGCUCUGCUCUGUGAAGGCUCUAUCGCUUCAGCUGUUUACCUCUGAAAUCUGCAAAGGAAAAGUGUGCUGAUAACAUGGGGCUGAUCCUGUCAGGAUAUCUGCCAAGGAGGGAGGACCCUGCUGCACCCCUGUCUAUUGUCACCAUCGCUCUGUGUGUUUUUACCCUGGUUCUGAUGGCCAUCAGGGUAAAACAGAACCACAGAUGUUUCUUCCCCUACCGCCAUGACUACCAGCUGGAGAAAACAAAGUUCCCUCCCCCUCCGGGCCCCAAGCCCUGGCCCAUUGUGGGCAACCUGCUCCAGAUGGGUGACCAGAUGCAUCUCACUCUCACUUCCCUGGGACUACAGUAUGGUGAUGUUUUCAAGAUGCGUUUUGGCUCCUUAACAGUGGUCAUCCUUUGUGGAUACAAUACUAUCAGACAGGCACUGGUUCGUCAGGGGGAAGAUUUUGCUGGAAGACCUGAACUUUUCACUUUUUCCGCCGUAGCCGAUGGGACCAGCAUGACCUUCAGUGAAAAGUAUGGGCCUGCAUGGCUGCUCCAUAAGAAGCUGUGCAAAAAUGCCCUGAGAUCCUUCUCCCAAGCUGAACCGAGGGGAUCAGAGGCCACCUGCCUCCUGGAGGAGCAGGUGUGUGCUGAAGCUGCUGAGAUGGUGGCGGUGAUCCGGGAACAAGCUGCUAAGAGCCCUGAGCUGAGGGCUAUAGAUCCAGCAACGUCGUUAGUGACCUCUGUGGCAAACGUUGUGUGUGCCCUAUGUUUUGGGAGGAGGUAUGACCACAGUGACAAGGAGUUUCUCACCAUCGUCAACAUCAACAAUGAGGUUCUUAAGCUCUUUGCAGCCGGCAACCUUGCAGACUUCUUCCCAGUGUUUCGUCAUUUUCCCAGCCCUUCUCUAAGAAAAAUGGUCCAGUACAUUCAGAGAAUGAACGGAUUUAUGGAGCGAAGAAUCGAGGAACACAUCAGAACCUUCGAUAAGAACUGCAUCAGGGACAUCACCGAUGCUCUGAUUGCACUUUGUGAAGACAGAGAAGAGAAUAGGGAAACAUCUCUGCUUACUGACUCUCAGAUAAUCCACACCGUCAUAGACAUUUUUGCAGCAGGUUUUGACACCAUCAUUGCUGGGUUACAGUGGAGCUUGCUGUACCUUAUCAAGUUCCCCGACAUCCAGGACAGAAUACACCUGGAGAUAGAUGAACACAUUGGUUCAGCCAGACCUCCCCGGUUUUCAGAUAAGCCCAGCAUGGCCUUUACAGAAGCCUUCAUAUACGAGGUGUUUCGUCACUCUUCCUAUGUUCCUUUCACCAUUCCUCACUGCACCACCAGGGACACCAUCCUGAAUGGAUAUUUCAUCCCAAAGGACACAUGUGUCUUCAUUAACCAGUAUCAAGUCAAUCAUGAUGUGGAUCUUUGGGGGGACCCAGAGGAAUUUCGUCCACAACGCUUCCAGGGUCCAUCUGGACAGUUGAACAAGGAGCUGACAGAGAAAGUUUUUAUCUUCGGCCUUGGGAAGAGGCGCUGUCUCGGGGAUGGAUUUGCCCGUUUGGAGAUGUUUGUGUUUCUCACCAUGCUGCUCCAAUCUCUGCGGGUUGAAAAUGUUCCUGGACAAGAGCUGGAUCUCAGUACAGACUUUGGUCUGACCAUGAAACCACGUCCGUACAAGAUUACAGUCUCCCCCAGAUUUUAGACCCUCUGAACACAACUCCUCAGAAAAGUUGGAUCAUUCAUUACUGUUCACAUACUACUAGAAAAGAACACCAUCUGUAUUAAACAACACUGGAUGUUCAGGUCAAGCAGACUGAUUUGGUGUUCUUUGAAAAGGUUCCAGACCUUAUGUCCUACUAAAUGUUAAAAAUGUAGCUUCAAAACAGUCCCUCAUUAACAGUCUACACAUUGUUCACUUGUUAUUUACAGUUAAACACUGAGAGGUGAAGCAUUUUUCAGAGCAGUGAUUGGUGCUUUCAUUUUAGCCAAGAUUCAUCCCCCUUUCCUUUUUCCUUCCUCAGAUUUAAUCCUGUCAUCUAAGUCGUGCUUCUAUCUCGUCUUCCUUUAACAUGGCUCCUGGUCAUACGUUAAAUACUUUAUGCUCCCUUAUAGUUGCACUCUGUGAUUAAGCAUUUUUGACUUGGAUCUUUCUCUAAUCCCCCCCUUUCUUUUUGUUUCCCACAUUCUGAAAUGCUAACAAUCUCAGCCAACACCAGCAAUGUAAUGUGAAAUGAGGCAGCUUAUAAGAUAAACCUCCUAAAAUCUGUUGCCAGAGCUACAGACGAAUGGGGCAGAUAUAUCCUUAAAAGGAAAGUGUUGUGAUCCAAACUCUUGAUUUUUUUCCCCCUUUCCCUGCAGACUCCUCAGAGGAGAAAGCAUUUCCUCAGCACAUACCUCCGUCAGCCACUGGGUUGUUUCACGCGUAGUGAUAAUCAUGAACCACAUUUAUAUUCCCCUGCUUGUUUACACCAUCUCAGCACUUUCUAGGUCAAUGCUCUGAUUCCCACCACACUAACUUACAUAAACUAAUUAUUAAUCAAUGAAUGUUUAUUUGCCCAUCACUUGUGCAUUUUUAUAAUGAUAGCAUUUAUUCUGGUUGGUACACUGAAAAAACUAACUGAAAAUAAGUACAAAUUUCUUAAAUGAAGUAUAUUUACCCUCAUUUUGAGUAGAUAAAAAUGUUUUGCCAAUGGAAUGAGAUAUUUUCUCUUAAGAUAGCAUAAUUAGAAAAUAUGCGCUUGAAAUAAGUCAAUGCAGUUGUCUUUUGUUGUUGUUCCAUUGGCAAAGUGUCUCACUAACCUCUUCAAGAAAAUGCACUUAUUUUAAGAAAG